ACUUAACUGCCUUCCUGAUUGUGUCUCUUUCUUGGACGGGUGCUCAGCUCACAGGGCAGGCAUCCCAUGUCCCAGGAGAGGACCAUUCUUGGCCCAACCAUGAAUAACUGUGUGCUCCUGGAGGAACAGCUGAUCAAAAAAUCCCAGCAGAAGAGAAGGACAUCGCCCUCCAACUUUAAAGUGCGCUUCUUUGUCUUAACCAAAUCUAAGCUGGCUUACUAUGAACAUCGCCAUGGGAAAAAAAGGACUCUGAAGGGUUCUGUAGAACUUUCAAGGAUUAAAUGUGUGGAAAUUGUCAAAAGUGACAUCAUCAUCCCCUGUCAAUAUAAAUACCCUUUCCAGAUCAUCCAUGAUAACUACAUACUCUACGUGUUUGCACCCAAUCGUGAGAGUCGGCAGAGAUGGGUCGCUACACUGAAGGAAGAAACCAGGAUCAACAACAGUUUAGUCUCAAAGUAUCAUCCAGAUUUUUGGAUAGAUGGCAAGUGGAGAUGCUGUGCUCAGACAGAGAAGAUGGCAGUUGGCUGUAUAGAGUAUGACCCCACCAGAAAUGCCUCAAAGAAGCCACUUCCUCCCACUCCUGAAGAUAACUGGAAAUUGUUGCUAGACACAAAGGAAGCCUUAGUGAUGGCCAUAUAUGACUAUGAAGCCCAGAACCCGCAGGAGCUGACAUUACAAUACAAUGAGGAAUAUUACGUGAUUGACAGCUCUGAGGAACAUUGGUGGCUGAUUCAAGAUAAGAACGGGCAUGAAGGCUACGUGCCAAGUAGCUACCUGGUGGAAAAAUCACCCGAGAAUCUGCAAAUAUAUGAAUGGUACAAUAAGAACAUCAGCAGAAGCAAAGCAGAAAUGCUCCUCAAGGAUGAGGGUAGGGAAGGAGCCUUCAUGGUGAGAGACUCGAGGCAGCCUGGCAUGUACACAGUCUCUGUUUUCACCAAAGCAUUAAGCACGGAUAACAAUCCUGUUAUAAAACAUUAUCACAUCAAUGAAACAACAGACUUUCCCAAGCGAUAUUAUUUGGCAGAAAAGCACGUGUUUGACUGCAUCCCUGAACUCAUUAACUAUCACCAGCACAAUGCAGGAGGUCUUGUCACUCGUUUGCGAUAUGCAGUCUCUUCUUGGAGGAAAAAGGCCCCAAUCACCGCAGGUCUGAGCUACGGAAAAUUGGUCAUUAAUCCCUCAGAGCUCACCCGUGUACAGGAAAUUGGCAGUGGUCAGUUUGGGGUGGUUUACCUUGGCUACUGGCUGGAGAAAACAAAAGUAGCCAUAAAGACCAUUCGUGAAGGAGCAAUGUCUGAAGAGGAUUUUAUUGAGGAAGCUAAAGUAUUGAUGAAGCUGUCCCAUUCCAAACUAGUCCAGCUUUAUGGCGUGUGCUUUGAGAACACUCCCAUAUGCCUGGUGUUCGAGUUCAUGGAGCACUGGUUGCUUGUCGACUACCUCAGGAGCCAGCGGGGCACUUUUUCAAAAGAAACCCUCCUGGGGAUGUGCCAAGAUGUAUGUGAAGGAAUGGCUUAUCUGGAAGAAAAUUCUGUCAUCCACAGAGACCUGGCUGCUCGGAACUGCCUGGUGGGGGAGUCCCAGGUGGUCAAAGUGUCUGACUUCGGGAUGUCAAGGAUUGUCCUUGAUGACCAGUAUACCAGCUCCACGGGCACCAAGUUUCCAGUCAAAUGGUCUGCCCCGGAGGUUUUCUCCUACAGUAACUACAGCACCAAAUCAGACGUUUGGUCAUUUGGAGUGUUGAUGUGGGAGGUCUUCAGUGAAGGUAAAAUGCCCUAUGAGAACCGCACCAACGGAGAAGUGGUGGAAGAAAUCAAUGCAGGAUUUCGGCUCUACAAACCCAAGCUGGCCUCCAAGGCUAUUUAUGAGGUCAUGAGCCACUGCUGGUGCAUGAGGAAAGAAGACCGCCCAUCCUUUUCUCUUCUGCUCUAUCAGCUGAGUGAAAUCUCUGAGUAUGAUCUGUAAUCACAGCACUGGCCACUAAGUGAAGCUGAGAGUCCUGAGAGGGCAGAUGGCUGGAUUUUCCCCACAUGAGCAUUAACAGGAAUCCUCUCACCAUAGACACUUGUCGUACGCCUGGGGAGAAGGAGAGGGCAGAGGCCAGUACUUCCAGACAGACAAGAUAUCCUUAGGUCUUCCAGAGCACAGGCACGGGCUUAGGACUGGCCAGGAAAGUGGUUUGCAUCUUACAAGCAGAACCAGCAAUUGAGCACAGAUUCCUGCGCCACGCAACCCAGCAAGCGUAUUUCUCAUGAAGAUACAGCCUCAAAAGUAAGAGAUCUGGCAUUGCUAUUCCAGUUCUGUGAACUGCCAAAUUAAGGUCUUCCUGGAGGAAGAAGAAAAAAAAAAAAAAAAAAAAAAAAACAAACAUCUUUGGCUGAAGAUGAACAUUUAGACAUUUCCAUGGCUCUCUAAUUCAGAGUAGGCUGGACCUGAAAGCUGUGAACAGGAAUAAACCUGGAACACAAGGAAACAAACUGGAUUUAGUGUCUGCAUUUCUGAUGCUGAUAUUUCAAGGUGGUUUUGUUCUUUUACAUGAUCUUCUCUGAAACUGUGGCUGAACAAAAACAGGGUUGUGGCAUCCCAUAAGCUGAAGAGGUGCCUGUAUGUUCACCCAAGUUUGUAAGGGAGGAAGAAAAAAAAGCAAUGUGCUGAAGAGUCUUGAAAUUCUCUCAAAUUUGUGUAGUGAGUGGGAAAAUGGGACUCUCUGAUGGGGAAAAAAAGUCAAAGCUGAAAGUAAGUAUUCAUUUUUUCUUCAGUCCUUCUACAUCAGAAAAGAGACUUCCACCAAUUUCUUUGAACCAAGCAUGGAGGACUCAGCAGGGCCGAGUGCUGGGUGUCUCUAGCCCAGGAGAAGACAGGAUCCCACGAUCUGGUUGCCCCUGAGAGGCACAGGAACCUACUCCAGAACCAGUGUGUUUGGAGGGAAGGAGCCAGCGGGCGCUGGAAGGGUAGCCCUGAGGAGGAAACAUGGAGUGUGUGAUCAGUGCGCCAACGAUAAUGAGAAGUUUUCGCUGACUUCAAAGAGCAACUGAAUUAUCAAGUAGAGAGUUUUCCAUCUCUUCUCUCAACAAACUGGUGAAUCCUCUAGGGACUGAUCAAGGAAAGAAAGGCUUAUGCAAACGGACUGCCUGGGUACUUCUUGAUGAGUUCCACAUUAUGAGGUGACAGCGCGGGUACUUCAAUUAAAAUCUACCUUUUCUCUGCAAGACAGACACUGAUUUGACGUAACCAGCCUCCAAAACAGAAGCAUGCAUGUUAGCGUCCUGUAGAAUUUGUAAGAUCAGGAUUUCUGCUAAGCAUUAACUAUAACUAGGGAAGCCAAAAGGCCUCACAGAUGCUAUGUGCAUAUAUGCAAUCUGUAUGUUUGAUGUUCCUGUGUUUGGGCAAGCUAGGACAUGGGUAAACCUUACGUGACAACAGUUUACAAAAAGUCUGAGGUGCAAACUUCCAGCAGCAAUUUCUCAUGUCAUUACAGAAGUCAAGUUCAAAGAUGUUUGCCAACAAAAAUGGAACAAGGAAAUACUGUAAUCCUAUGAUCUCACAUAUCCUGUGUCAGAUUGUUUCUUCAUAGAAGGAGGACAAAUUUUUGGUAUUUUUCAGACCUGUGGUUCUAAGGUAGCAGCCAGCAUCUUUUCAGGUUUAUGGAUACAAGCAAGACGUAGUUCCUGCAUCUUCCCACUUUGCUUUGUUUCCAUGUUAUUCUCCUUCUACAAAUAUAAUCCAGAAUGACUCUCCCAAGCAAGGAGAAUCCUAACAUUCAGACCAGAGGUUGUCAAUCCAAACCAGGGUCAGAGUGCUACCUUCAGGUCAGGAUUGCUGCCAAAAUCCCUCAGCAGUCUGAACCUACAUGUGGAAUAUGAACAUCUACAGAACAGAUUUUGAUUUCUUACCUCUAGUGAAUUUAAGCUAAGUUUCUCCUUGUCCCUCUCACCCUUUUAGUCCGAAUUAGCCUGUUGUCAUGUUCCCAUGGUGCUAACUUUGGUGUUUAGCCAAUGCCAUUUUCAGUAGCCCUACACAAGUUGAACUGCGUGCACACCUAUGGCUAAGUUUCAGGCCAGCUGGCCAUAAUCCCACUCUCUCCCCCACCCCACUUAGAGGAGUUGUACAACUGCAGCAUGCUCUGAAAUGUUUUUUUUCCCUGGGCACAGCCACCCAGCCCACGGCAGGGAUAUCCACAGGCUCACAAAGCCCAGCCUCUGGCUUGCUGCCCUUUCCAUCCAGGGAGCAACCAGGGAUCUGUCAAGACUGAGGAAGUUGCUAUUAUGUAGCAGCAGUGUUGCUCUUCUAAGAAUUGUUUUGAAGGCUAUAUUUAUGUUUGAUGAGAUAAAUGUAAUAUUUAUUAGCUAGGGAGCAUUGCACGAAAUAAUGUUGUAAUGUCUUACGUUUGGUCUUCUUUAGCAGGAAUUUCUAUAUACACAAUAUAUAUUUUUACAAAUAAUAAAAAUACCUUGUCCCAA
Anas platyrhynchos (mallard) is the source of this 4457-nucleotide messenger RNA. RefSeq names its product IL2 inducible T cell kinase (gene ITK). Gene Ontology annotation, molecular function: non-membrane spanning protein tyrosine kinase activity; ATP binding; protein binding. The record is from RefSeq and is a predicted model, not a curated record. Gene Ontology annotation, biological process: protein phosphorylation; intracellular signal transduction. Lineage: Eukaryota; Metazoa; Chordata; Aves; Anseriformes; Anatidae.